UAUCAAUAUUUACAACUGGUACUCACCACUCUUUCCCCUAAACCAAACACCCCUUACCACCUUUCAUAACAAAUCAAUCAAUCUAUAUAUAUAAAUCAUAUAUCAAUCAAUCAGUUCUUGUAUGUUAAUGGUGCUUGCUGUCUUUUCUCUUUCUCUCUUUCUUUAGAUCCCCCCAGUCAUUAAAGAAGGAGUUUGAACAGGGAAAAGGCUUUAAGCCCCUUUUCAUCCCGAAACCCUAAUUUUUCUCCAAUCCCUAAUUAUUACAACCCUCAUUUUCAUUAAUCAUUGCUCAAUUCAAUCAACCUACGUUUAAUUCGAGAUCUUGGAUCAAAGAAUGUCGCUUUUAUCGAAAAGCGAGUCGAUUCGUAUACGUAUUCGAGAGGUAUGGAAUGAUAAUCUAGAGCAAGAAUUCGAUAUUAUACGAAACAUUGUUGAUGAUUUUCCUUAUAUAGCAAUGGAUACAGAGUUUCCAGGGAUUGUUCUUAGGCCUGUAGGGAAUUUUAAGAAUAGUAAUGAUUAUCAUUACCAGACCUUAAAAGAUAACGUUGAUAUGUUGAAAUUGAUACAAUUGGGGUUAACAUUUUCCGACGAAAAUGGGAAUUUGCCGAAAUGUGAUGAUAAUGACGACGACGACGAUGAUACGUAUUGUAUUUGGCAGUUCAAUUUUCGUGAGUUUAAUGUGAAUGAUGAUGUUUUCGCGAAUGAUUCAGUUGAGCUUUUGAGGGAGAGUGGUAUUGAUUUUAAGAAAAAUAACGAAAAGGGUAUUGACGCAAAGAGAUUUGGGGAGCUGUUGAUGUCAUCUGGGAUUGUGUUGAAUGAUAGUGUGUAUUGGGUGACAUUUCAUAGUGGGUAUGAUUUUGGUUAUUUGUUAAAGGUUUUGACUUGUAAGACUUUGCCUGAUACACAAGUUGGGUUCUUUAACUUGAUCAGUAUGUAUUUUCCAAAUAUAUACGAUAUUAAGCAUUUGAUGAAGUUUUGUAACAGUCUUCACGGAGGAUUGAACAAGCUAGCCGAACUUUUGGAUGUUGAAAGAGUUGGGAUUUGUCAUCAGGCUGGUUCCGAUAGUUUGCUUACUUCGUGUACGUUUAGGAAGUUGAAAGAUAACUUCUUUAGCGGUUCGUUGGAGAAAUAUGCUGGUGUUUUAUAUGGUUUGGGUGUUGAGACUUGACAGCCCCUUGCAGUUGUUUAAAGAAAAUAAGAAAAAAAAAUUAUAUGUUAAAAAAAAAGUUGGUAGUUUAUUUUAAGUUACAGUUUGUGUUGUAAUGGCUCCACAGCUUGUACACUUUUUGAGGAUAAAGAAAGGUUAAUUUAUGAUUCUUUGCA
Messenger RNA from Erigeron canadensis, 1323 nucleotides. RefSeq names its product probable CCR4-associated factor 1 homolog 7. Gene Ontology annotation, cellular component: CCR4-NOT complex; P-body; CCR4-NOT core complex. Gene Ontology annotation, molecular function: poly(A)-specific ribonuclease activity; nucleic acid binding. The transcript is spliced from 2 exons. Lineage: Eukaryota; Viridiplantae; Streptophyta; Magnoliopsida; Asterales; Asteraceae. The record is from RefSeq and is a predicted model, not a curated record. The coding region runs from base 335 to 1168 and encodes 277 amino acids.